AUGAAGCUGGCCUACCUUGCAGCGGCUUUGACCUCCGCCCUACGCGCAGGGGCCGCGGUCGCCGGACCAUCCCCCGCUGCCCGUGUUGUCGCUCGCCAGUUCGAUGGAGGCGACGGGUCAUCUUCUUGCUCUUGGACAGACCACUGCCUUGGGGACUCCUGCGACUCCGACGAAGAUUGCGACGGCGACCUUGCCUGCCGGGAUGGCGAAUGCGCCAGCCCGGACUCCAGUCAGCCUGGAGGCCCAACCGCCAACCCGACGACCAUCGUCGUGACCACGACCGUCUAUGUCACUUCAACCCCAGGUGUUCCCACAGACUCAACCGGGGGGGGGCCAGCCGACCGGGUCACCAGGCGGCGCAACACCUGCGUGUGGCUCCAGCCCAGCUGCCUGCAUUGGUACGCGUGGAGCACUUACUCGCGAUAUGACGGCGGCAUCCUGACGCUGACGCUCAAUGUAGGGUUCUCGUGUCAUUCAGAUGCCGACUGCGGCUACAGCUUGAUCAUCUGUAGGAACGGAGUCUGCAGUUUGUAA
Messenger RNA from Thermothielavioides terrestris NRRL 8126, 534 nucleotides. RefSeq lists its product as uncharacterized. The transcript has 2 exons. Bases 1 to 534 code for a protein of 177 amino acids. The record is from RefSeq and is a predicted model, not a curated record. Lineage: Eukaryota; Fungi; Ascomycota; Sordariomycetes; Sordariales; Chaetomiaceae.